Messenger RNA from Talaromyces rugulosus, 2295 nucleotides. RefSeq lists its product as uncharacterized. Bases 1 to 2295 code for a protein of 764 amino acids. NCBI's taxonomy places the organism in Eukaryota, Fungi, Ascomycota, Eurotiomycetes, Eurotiales, Trichocomaceae. The transcript is spliced from 3 exons. The record is from RefSeq and is a predicted model, not a curated record.
AUGUUCCCAGACCAGUGUAUUUCCCUUUUCGCCCUGCUGGCAGUGGCAUUGGCAGCUACCCAGGCAGAUACCUCUGUUUCUCCUGUGUCUAGUUCUGUGUCUGUGUCUAGUUCUGUAUCCAGUUCUAUCUCCAGUGCUGCCUCCAAUUCUACUACCUCUACUACCUCUACUCCGAGUACAACCCCAACCCCAGCACCCACUCGAAGCCAGCCCUCGCCCACCCAUGGCUCAUUCAGCGGCACACCGACAACAUCCGGCGCUCUAAGCGCUACUCAAGUCGGCACCAGCAUCUCCGUCGGCACCCCUGAGCCCAGUGCUACAACGUACUCGAACGACGGGAACAUGCACGACGCCCAGCCUGCGCCGUAUGUGCCAGCCGGGGGAGUCGGACUGAAUACCACGCCUGUGUAUAAUGUCAAGAGUGACUUUGACUAUCAAUCUCUGGCACUGGCCCUAUACCAAGAAUGGAUCGAACUCGACCUCUUCCGUUUCGGCCUGGCGCAGUUCAACACCAGCGACUUUGAAGCCGCGGGCCUGUGCAGCGACGACCGCUAUCUCAUCGAAUUCAUGGCGGAGCAAGAAAUCGGCCACGCGACCAUGCUUAGCAACAUCCUGGGAGACCCUGCACCUGCACAAUGCACAUACAACAACUACCCAUUCACAGACGUCCUCGGCUUUGUCAAUUUCACUCAAAGGCUUACCCGAGUUGGCGAGUCCGGCACAUAUGGGUUUCUGCCACAUCUCGACUCCCGUGAAGCCGCGCAGUUGCUGCUAGGCGCUGUGUCGACCGAGGCGCGACAGCAGAUGAUUUUUAGGCAGUUUGGCGGCCUGUUCCCCAUGCCCGUGUGGUUCGAAGUCGGUAUUCCGCAGUCGUGGGCAUGGACGCUGCUGGCGCCGUAUAUCAGUUCGUGUCCAGCGAACCAGACGCGUCUCGUGUGGCAGAAUUUCCCAGCGUUGAAUAUCUCCACAGGCAACAACUCUAGUGACGCGUGCGCAUGCGCAACUGACAAUGGUGAUAAUACAAUGCCAGCAAUUACACACAACCGCAGUAUCCCGCUCUCCCAGCCCGGGCAACAGGUAAAUCUAACGUGGGACAGCCCCGGGCAGGCCAUUGGCCCAAACAACAGCUACACGACAUCCACAUCGGCCGGUAAGCCAGCGUACGUCGCCUGGGUGACGCAGUUAAACGUGACGUACUCAAAUCUCACGCUCAAUGCCGGCGGCGGCAGUGCGUCGACUUCGGGGUACACGAUUCAGCCAGACUUGCAAACGUACGAGGGGGAUCCGGCGGUUAAUGGGACUAUGUUUGUGGCUGUGACGGAUGAUGAUCCAGUGCUGACCCCGUUUAAUUUGAGUUUGAUUAAUGCGCAUGUCGUUGCGGGGCCGGCUUUGUACCAGGCUGCAGCUCCGACGUCAGAAUCCACAUCAACACUCAAACAUUCAAAAAACCAUCCCCAAUCCAACCUUUACAGAAUGGCACAAAACCGUAAGCAGCGUCGCGCUGCCGCCGCAGCUGCAGCCGAAUCCGCAGCAGACAUCCCACUCAAACACCCGCCUCCCGCAAGCGAAUCCCGAAAGAGCAGCAACAAAACCCUCCUCGAAAUCGCCGCCGAACGCCAGGGCCAACAGAUCCGUCAUUCCGGAAAGCAACAGCAACAAGAAAAUGCAAAGCUAUUCGAUAUGGAUGCAAAAGAGACACAGUUUAUUCAGAUCUCGCCGGAGGGCGGAGUAUCGCAGUUUGACCCGCAAGAACAUAAUCGUCAACAACGACAACAAGAAGAAAACGAAGAAGAAGAAGGAGGAGAUGCAUCGCUACCGCCCGUAAUAGACACACUGCUACUCUCCACACCGUUGACGACGCUGCAUCUCACACUGGCAUUUUUGGCCGCACACCAAUACGCACAAUUCGUUCCCCUGGGCGCGCUUGCGUGGGAGUCUUGUUUCGUCGCGUUUCCAGUAUUGACCCUCUGCAUACAUUUCGCGCAUGGGCAUAUCGUCUCCUUCAGGCCCAAAACCAAGCCAAAGUCAAACCCAGAAAUAAAUGGUCUAUGGGACCUAUUCUUCGGCCGACCCUCGUCCAAAACGUUUGUCUUCUUACCGCUGGCGAUCUAUCUGGGCGUGUAUUUAAUGCGACUCACAAAUGAACAGGGGUACUAUGCAAUCAUGAAGCGCGCACCCAGUAUCGGCACAAUGUGGGUGUGGUGUGUGCUGGAGAUGUCGCCGGUGGCAGGGCUGUUGGCGUUUUUGGCGCCGUUGGGGUGGGGGGUUGGGUAUAUGGGGUAUGCCAUUUUUUAA